Spodoptera exigua (beet armyworm) is the source of this 617-nucleotide messenger RNA. NCBI's taxonomy places the organism in Eukaryota, Metazoa, Arthropoda, Insecta, Lepidoptera, Noctuidae. The record is from the annotation of a GenBank genome assembly.
UUUUCCCAACUGAUAGCUAAGUUAGUUUUCAUUGUGUUGUGUUUGUCACUCGUGUGUUUUUCCGUGGUAGUGGGAGAGAGACGGAGAGAUUGUUUUGGUUUCAAACUGUAGUGCGCAGGCGUUCGCGUCAUCGUACUGUUUCAAUGUUUCCCCAGCCAGUGUGACAAACCGCUGCAACUUCUGAUUCAUUCAUGUUGUUAUAACGUUGUGUUUGUACGUGGAGGUUGGGAAAUAUCAGUGUUGUACCUUAAAUAAUAAUAAAAUAAAAACACCAGUUAACACUGGUGCGUGACGAUGGGUCUGUGUCUUUCGUUCGACGUUGGCGACUGUGAGGUCUGCUGCAACCCUUGUUGCCUGGCGCUGAGUGCUUGCUGCCUGGUGCCGUGCCUGUGCCCUAACGCAUGCGGACAGCAGCAGCAGCCGCCACAGCAAGUCACUGUGGUGCAGCAACCACCGCCAGUAGUCUACGAGCAACCUCCCCCACCACCGCCCGGCUACCCAUACCCACCACCCGGAGGAUACCCACCACCAGGCGGCUAUCCAGGCUAUCCCCCCCAACAAGGAUACCCAGGCUAUGAUCCUCAACAAAUGUACAGAUGAAAAGCUUAUAGUUAAGG